Olea europaea var. sylvestris is the source of this 1889-nucleotide messenger RNA. RefSeq names its product probable protein S-acyltransferase 7. Gene Ontology annotation, molecular function: protein-cysteine S-palmitoyltransferase activity. The record is from RefSeq and is a predicted model, not a curated record. NCBI's taxonomy places the organism in Eukaryota, Viridiplantae, Streptophyta, Magnoliopsida, Lamiales, Oleaceae. The transcript is spliced from 5 exons. Gene Ontology annotation, cellular component: endoplasmic reticulum; Golgi apparatus. Gene Ontology annotation, biological process: protein targeting to membrane; peptidyl-L-cysteine S-palmitoylation. The coding region runs from base 313 to 1605 and encodes 430 amino acids.
AUGUCAAAGUUUGUGUAAAUGUUAUUGUAACUGUAAGGACGGUAAGGUUCAAUUCCAAUUACCUCUUCCACUUCGUCGGCACCACCACUUACCUCUGUCGUCUCGUCGGUGGGGUUUAUUGUUAAUUCUGGUGCAGUCCAUCCGCGUGUUCCGCAUAAAACUGGUCAAAGUCAACUCUACAGCACAACAUACUCAAAACAGCCGCCUUCUUAUAGUAUUUUUUAAUACUCUAUUACUUUUUUUCUUUCUAUCAUCACAUUUCAAUUUUAUAGGCAGGGAAUCAAAUUGAAAGAAGCAAUUUUAGAGAGAGAAAUGAAUGGGGUGACGGUGCCGGAGAGUGACGAGUAUAAUGGUGCGGCGCCGGCGAUGCUGCGGACUUACCAAACCUGGAAAGGCAGUAAUAUAUUUUGUCUCGGGGGAAGGUUGAUUUUUGGGCCAGAUGUAAGAUCAGUCUUUCUAACAAUAGUUCUGAUAGUUGCUCCUAUCUCUGUUUUUUGCGUCUUUGUUGCAAGAAAACUGAUGGAUGAUUUUACUGGCAAUUGGGGAAUUUUAAUUAUGGUUGUAGCCGUCAUUUUCACGCUAUAUGCGUUAGUUCUUCUCCUCCUAACUUCUGGGAGAGAUCCUGGUAUUAUUCCUCGCAAUGCUCAUCCUCCAGAACCGGAAAGUAAUGGUCACCCGGAACAUGGGCCUGGUCAAACACAACAUUUGCCUCGCAUAAAAGAUGUAAUCGUUAAUGGAGUUACUGUGAAGGUCAAAUAUUGUGAUACGUGUAUGCUAUAUAGGCCUCCACGCUGCUCUCACUGUUCAAUUUGCAAUAACUGUGUGGAACGAUUUGACCAUCACUGCCCCUGGGUUGGACAAUGUAUUGGAUUGAGAAACUAUCGGUUCUUCUUCAUGUUUGUCUUCUCAACAACUCUUCUUUGCUUUUACGUUCAUGCCUUUUGCUGGGUGUAUAUAAGAAGGAUAAUGGAUAAUGAACACACCUCAAUAUGGAAAGCAAUGGCCAAGACCCCUGCCUCCAUUGUACUAGUUAUUUAUACAUUUUUAGCAGUCUGGUUUGUUGGUGGCCUUUCAAUUUUCCAUCUCUACCUCAUCAGUACAAACCAGUCGACGUAUGAGAAUUUUAGAUAUCGGUAUGACAGACGGGAUAACCCGUAUAAUAAAGGAGUGGUUCAAAACUUUAUGGAGAUAUUCUGCAGCAGUAUGCCUGCAUCCAAGAACAAAUUCAGAGCAAAGGUGAUGAAAGAACCUGCCUUACAACCUUCAGUAGUCAACAGUUUUGCUGUUCAAAACUUGAGAAGCCACUUAAAAAUGGAAAAAAUCGAAGACGACAGAGAAAUCGGAAGGAAGCCAGGGUGGAAUGAGGCGUUAGCUAGUGAAAGUGAAUAUCAAAGACAUUAUAGACCCAAGGACAGUGAAGAUAAAGAUGCUGAGCUUGAUGUAGCAUCCUCAGAGCUAAGCAGAGUUACUCGUUCUGAGACAAUAGAUGGACGAAGGCGAUCUAGUUGGGGAAGGAGAAGUGGGAGCUGGGAUAUCUCGCCCGAAGUAUUUCCUAUGGCAUCGGGAGCUGGAGACUCCAAUCGGAUAACUCUUGCCAAUAGCUAGAACUUGACAAAAAACUGGCAAUAGCAUGUUAAUGUUGCUGUAAAUUGAACUGGAGAAAAUGACACAAAGGUAAAGAGACCAGAGAAUGAUAAUAGUGAGGUGCUUGCAAUUGUUUCCAUUGGAACAUGCUGUUCCCAACGGUAUUGAAGUGUGCUAAUGUGCAUAUAAUGUAUUCAUUUCUUAAGAGAAUCCAGUUGCUUUGUAAUUCGCCAAAUGUACGUGUGCCUACACACAUAUACCUAAUUUUUAAUGUGACAAUCUCUCUUAUCACAGAGUUUUGAGAA